UAUGGUUGCUAAGCAACGACUAUCCUUUCACUCUUGUCAAAAUUUGCAGGUUAUAAGAGUUCAUUAAACAAAUUAAUUAUUAUAAUAAUGGAAUGUACAGUUUAAGACCGCAAAUAUGUUUACAAGUAUUAGUUCAACUUUUCUCAAUGAACCUUAUUGUCCUUGGAGUUCAUUUCACAUGUGAAUGUUGAUUAUCAGGGCUAUGUUAUGUACUAAAUUGAAAAAUUCAAGUUUUGAAUAAUGGAAUUUGCGGAACUAAUUACCUCUCCCAAUUUGGAUCGUGUGAUACUUCAAGAUUGUUCUAAAACUUCUAUUGAAGGAACAUUAUGUAUAACUGGGCAUCAUCUCAUCUUGUCUUCGAGAAAUGAAUCACUUCCUGCUCAAGAAAUUUGGCUCCUCCAUCAGAGCAUCGACUGCAUUGACAAAAAACUCAGCAGUAGUAGUAUUAAUAAUGGUGGGAUCAUAAUUAUAAAAUGCAAGGAUUUUCGCGUUUUUCAGUUGGUGAUAUCUGCUACAGAAGAUCUCCUGAAUGUUUUUACAUCUAUAGAACGACUGAUUAACUUAGAUAAAACUGAAUUACUCUAUCCCUUUUUCUACCGACCCAUGUAUAAUAUUUUAGAAGAUGGUCAUAUUUUGUACAAGCCUGAAACAGAAUUCUCAAAGUUAUUACAAAGUGAUGAGUGGCGUCUAUCUCAUAUCAAUAGUGAUUUUAGUGUUUGUUCUUCAUAUGGAGCAAGUUUAGUUGUUCCAAAGUCAAUUGAUGAUGAUGUUAUAUCUGCAGCUGCCUCAUUCAGAGAUGGGGGCAGAUUUCCAGUUCUUAGUUAUAGACAUGAAAAUGGGGCAAUCCUACUGAGAAGUAGUCAGCCCAUGCUCAAUAAUAGUAUUAGAAGAAGUAGAGCAGAUGAAAAGAUUCUGAAUGCUGUUUUGGGACAAACAAGAAAAGGCUAUAUAAUUGAUACAAGAAGUACAAAUUACACUAAUAAUUGCAAAGCAAAGGGUGGUGGAACUGAGCCUGAGGGGCAUUAUACUCAAUGGAAAAAAGUUCAUAAGCCCAUGGAUAAAAUUUCUAAAUGUAAUGGAUCUCUCUUAGACAAUUUAGCAAAGCUUAUUGAUGCUUGCAGUGAUACUACUUGUUCUUCUGACAAAUGGCUCUCUAGGUUAGAAAGCAGUAACUGGUUAACACAUGUUUUGAAUGUCUUAAAUGGAGCUUGCUUGGUAGCUCAAUGUUUAGAUCAAGAUGGUGCUACUGUGUUGGUUCAUGGCUCUAGUGGAUUGGAUUCAACUUUACUUCUAACAUCUAUUGCUCAGAUAGUAUUGAAUCCAGACUGUAGGACAGUUCGAGGUUUGGAGGCUCUGAUAGAACGUGAAUGGCUGCAAGCAGGCCAUCCAUUUCAGUUGAGAAACUCCAAGUUCUGUUUCUCAAACUCUAGAUCCAAAUAUCAACAGCCUACUUUCCUUCUAUUUUUGGACUGUGUUCAUCAACUUCAUUAUCAGUUUCCCUGUAGUUUUGAAUUCAACACAGAUAUGUUGAUACUUUUAUUUGAACAUUCAUACUUCAGCCAGUUCGGCACCUUUCUUGGCAAUUGUGAACAAGACAGAGUGAACUUGAAACUGGCCAGGCAAACAACAAGUCUCUGGUCCUAUUUGAAUCGUCCCGAUAUACUUUCUUCAAUCUUGAAUCCUGUGUAUGAGCCCAAUAAAGGCCCCAUUUGGCCAAGUGUAGCACCGGUGAGUCUGGUUCUUUGGAAUGAUCUCUUCCUGAGGUGGGUAAUUGAUUCGUCCACUAAAAAAAUCAGAGAAAAGGUAGGCAAUAUUUUAGAAAAACACAAAGAAAUUCGUAGCCAAGUUAUCAAAAUGCGUAAGAGCAUAGCAGAAGCUCAAAAAGAAUAUGAGGAACUUAGUGAAGAAUGUGGUAAAGAUAAGUGCUAAAUUACCCUUGAUCUUCAAGUUUUCAUGAAGUUUUGGAUAUAAAUCUUCAGA
Messenger RNA from Coccinella septempunctata (seven-spotted ladybird), 1980 nucleotides. Its product is annotated as myotubularin-related protein 9. The coding region runs from base 241 to 1929 and encodes 562 amino acids. Gene Ontology annotation, biological process: negative regulation of autophagy. NCBI's taxonomy places the organism in Eukaryota, Metazoa, Arthropoda, Insecta, Coleoptera, Coccinellidae. The record is from RefSeq and is a predicted model, not a curated record. The transcript is spliced from 5 exons.